Molecule: messenger RNA, 222 nt
Organism: Durusdinium trenchii
Lineage: Eukaryota; Dinophyceae; Suessiales; Symbiodiniaceae
Source: the annotation of a GenBank genome assembly
GUUUCAAAGAGCUUGUGGUGGACUCCCUGUGGCUCGACGGUUUGGUCCUGACGGUGGAGAAGCGCACGUUGCAAAGCUCCAACGUGACGGACUUAGUGGCACUCUUGAAGGACAAGGACGACAAGGAGGUCGAUGGCGAUGGAACGGCGCCCAGCGGAUUGGGGGAGAACUUGCAGGGCGUGGUCUCGAACGUGGUGGACACGGCCUCGAAGAUCACCCAAG